AUGGAGAAUCGUUUUCAGAGCAAAACACAAGAAGAUGAUGUGAUUGGACAAUUACCGAGUAAUAAGAGGCCCUCUAUGUCUUUAAGUAUGGGCGGAUUAUGGGACGUAGUUCCACGGCUGGAUCAUUACAGAUUAAGCCGUCGCGCGAAAAGACCAUCUCUGAGCACUCUACAUGAAGGAAAUCUCAUAAAGGACGCCAAUUCCGUCGAAACCGGACAAGUUGGAAGCGUUGUCGGUCAGCAGGGUCACGUUGGAAUAAAAUUAGGAUGGAUCCAAGGCGUUCUUAUACCAUGCCUGUUGAACAUAUGGGGCGUCAUGCUGUUUCUGCGACUUUCGUGGAUAGUCGCGCAGGCCGGCAUUCUGCAGACUAUCGUCAUUAUCGGAAUAUCGGCGGUCGUCUGCGUCAUUACGACACUUAGCCUCAGCGCAAUUAGCACUAAUGGGGAAGUAAAGGGAGGUGGGAUAUACUUCAUCAUAUCUCGUUCUCUUGGACCCGAGUUUGGCGCAUCAGUUGGCAUCGUAUUUGCAUUUGCAAAUGCUGUAGCAGCUUCUAUGAAUACUAUCGGUUUCUGUGAUUCCCUUAAUGACUUGUUAAAGACGAACAAUUUGAAGAUCAUAGAUAAUAGCGUGAAUGACGUUAGAAUUGUUGGUAUAAUAGCGCUCAUCGUUAUGAUUCUUAUCUGUGCAAUCGGUAUGGAGUGGGAAUCAAAGGCACAAAAUUUCCUUAUAGCCAUCAUUGUGAGUGCGAUCUUUGAUUUUUUAAUUGGUACUAUCAUGGGACCACAAAAUGAGGAACAGAAAGCGAAAGGUUUCAUAGGAUUUUCCGCGGACGUAUUUAUGGCUAAUCUCGGAUCAGAUUAUCGAUACUCUGAGAAUAACAAUCAAACUUUCUUCUCGGUGUUUUCCAUCUUCUUCCCAUCGGUCACCGGGAUUCAAGCAGGCGCUAACAUAUCCGGUGAUUUGAAGGAUCCAGCGAGCAGCAUACCUAUCGGGACUCUUCUCGCUCUGUUGAUAUCCAUGUUUAGUUAUGCAACUUUCGUCUUUUUUGCUGGCGCCGCGGCUGCUAGAGAUGCAGGUGGUUUUGUGAACAGUACUGUUGUGGAUUGUAUUCCUGGGUUUAACUGCACGUACGGACUGCAAAAUAGUUAUUCAGUCAUGCAGUUAAUGUCAUUAUGGGGUCCUCUAAUUUAUGCAGGCUGCUUCGCAGCUACUUUGUCGACAGCGUUGACCAAUUUAUUAUCAGUACCGAGACUUAUUCAGGCUCUGGGUCAAGAUCGAAUUUAUCCCGGGUUGAUUUACUUCAGCAAGAGAUAUGGAAAGUCCGGGGAGCCCUAUAGAGGAUAUGUUCUCACAUUUGUCGUUGCGGCACUCUUUCUCUUAAUCGCCAAUCUCAACGUAGUCGCACCGCUCAUCUCGAACUUCUAUUUAGCGUCAUACGCUUUAAUCAACUUCUGCACUUUUCACGCAGCAUUGAUUCGACCUCUCGGGUGGCGGCCUAGUUUUAAAUACUACAAUACUUGGCUGUCUUUGAUGGGUUUUAUUCUUUGCGUGGCAAUUAUGUUCCUUAUCGAUUGGGUGACUUCACUCGUUACUUUCGUCAUUAUCUUCGCGCUAUAUCUAAUAGUAGUUUACCGUAAACCAGAUGUAAACUGGGGCAGCAGUACGCAGGCGCAAACUUUUAAGACUGCAAUUUCCAUCGUUUACAGGUUGAACUCCAUUGACGAACACGUGAAGAAUUAUGCUCCUAAAAUUUUAGCACUUACUGGCCCGCCUGCUGCAAGACCCGCAUUAAUACACUUAGCGAAUCUCAUCACAAAGAAUAAUUCGUUGCUGAUUGCCGGCGAAGUUUUUCCGACACGACUAUCGUAUCGACUACGCUCCGUACGCCUAAAUAAUGGUUCCUUCUGGCUACAACAACAACGUAUAAAAUCAUUUUACCACUUAGUGGAUGACUUGAAUCUGGAACGAGGUGCUGCUGCAUUGAUGCAGGCAACCGGGAUCGGUAAAUUGGCUCCCAAUGUAGUCCUCAUGGGUUAUAAGACCCAUUGGUCGAUGUGUAAUCAUAAAGAUUUGCAGGAAUAUUUUAAUAUUCUUCACAAUGCUUUCGAUAAUAAAUUGGCUGUAGCAAUCUUGAGAAUUGCUGAAGGUUUGGAUUGCUCCAGCAUAACAAAUGGAGAAGACACAAACGGAGAGGAUGAUCAUGGAGGUCUCGUACAGAGUAGUUAUAAUUUAGCGGGUAAUACUUUAAUGCACGCUGAUAGCAAUCUCUCCAUGAGUACGCAGAUUCCGAGGGUACAAAGCGUACCGACGAUAGGUACUUCAUUUGUCACACCUGACACGACACCUGUGAUUGGAUAUUCAACGAUAAAUUGGAAAGCUCACGAUAAUAUAAAACAAAAGAGAAAACAUACUGUUGAUAAAUUGUUCGAAAGACGAAACGGCGGAAUGGCUUCUAUACCAGAAAAUGUAACAAUUUUCCAACAGAAAUACAAGAAAGGAACAAUUGAUGUGUGGUGGCUAUAUGAUGAUGGAGGUUUAACGGUUCUCCUACCGUAUAUAAUCAGCACACGCUCAAAUUGGAAGCAUUGCAAAAUGAGAAUAUUUGCUCUAACUAACCAUAAGCAUGAUAUUAGCGCACAAGAAAAAGAAAUGAUUGAAAUAAUGAACAAGGCACGAAUUAACUAUAGUAGCUUGAAGAUAGUAGAUGACAUUGGCGUCGAAUUAAAAGAGGAGACACGGAUUUUCUUUGACAAAUUAAUAUCCGAUUUUCGAAUAAACGAUUCUUCUUCCAUAAAUGGUGAAUGCUAUAUUACUGAUAACGAGCUUCAGACUCUACGAGAGAAAACGCAUCGACAAUUGCGAUUACGAGAAUUAUUAUUGGAAAAUUCGAGUAAAUCUACUUUAGUAGUUAUGUCUUUACCAAUGCCAAGAAAGGGUGCAGUAUCGGCACCAUUAUACAUGGCCUGGUUGGAGACACUUACGAAGGAUAUGCCACCUACGAUUUUAGUCCGCGGAAAUCAUACAUCUGUAUUAACAUUCUAUUCGUAGUCCACCGAACGUGGUCUAGUUAUAAAUGGUAUUCGAGAGUAGGCUUGCAUCGUCCAUGCCAAAAUGAAGAAAUGGAUGAAACAGCUUCUGACAGAUAAAAUUGUUGUAUCGAGGAUUGUAAUGAUAAGCACAAUGAAGAAUGAAGAACUUUACUGGAGUUCGACUUUCAGUAUGACGCAGCAAGAUUCUUAUGUGGAAUUCGAAUGACGAAUAUGACUUGAAUGUCAUAUAUGAAGAGUAUAUUGAAGAUUAUUAGCAAUGAGAAGUUAUGUCAUAGAAGAGUCUCUUAGCAGAAUGAGCGAGUAUUUUAUCUUUACAUCGAAUGAUGAAUAGAAUCGAAGACAUUUUCCAACUCAAAAAAGUCUGUUAAAGAAAUAGGUAGUGUGGAAGAUGCCAACAAACGAAUUUUGGUAGAAAAACUAGAAUAAUAAAAGUAGAAGCGGUGAGAAAGACAUAAUAAUGAAAUAGUGGGAAACAAAAUGGGAAGAAGAAUAAAUGGGACGAAGAAU
This is a messenger RNA of Mycetomoellerius zeteki, 3557 nucleotides long. RefSeq names its product sodium potassium chloride cotransporter (gene NKCC). The transcript is spliced from 19 exons. NCBI's taxonomy places the organism in Eukaryota, Metazoa, Arthropoda, Insecta, Hymenoptera, Formicidae. Gene Ontology annotation, molecular function: sodium:potassium:chloride symporter activity. The record is from RefSeq and is a predicted model, not a curated record. Gene Ontology annotation, biological process: sodium ion transmembrane transport; potassium ion import across plasma membrane; potassium ion homeostasis. Gene Ontology annotation, cellular component: membrane. The coding region runs from base 1 to 3048 and encodes 1015 amino acids.